Portunus trituberculatus (swimming crab) is the source of this 4650-nucleotide messenger RNA. It is a transcript of the gene Grip, whose product is annotated as glutamate receptor-interacting protein 2-like. The transcript is spliced from 22 exons. Gene Ontology annotation, molecular function: protein binding. The coding region runs from base 558 to 4535 and encodes 1325 amino acids. NCBI's taxonomy places the organism in Eukaryota, Metazoa, Arthropoda, Malacostraca, Decapoda, Portunidae. Gene Ontology annotation, biological process: neurotransmitter receptor transport, endosome to postsynaptic membrane. The record is from RefSeq and is a predicted model, not a curated record.
ACCACUCACCGCGCAGAGAGAGUGAGCAGUGAGCAGUGAGGAAGAGAAGAGGGUUCAGUAAGUAGCCAUCGCUCGGCGGAGAAGGAGGAUACGUACACGGCGUCCCUCCCAGACCCUACCUCGUGUGCGUGUGUGUAUGUGUGUAUGUGCGUCAAACCCCGCGUGUGAAGGUGUGACGUAGCCUGCAGCCGUGAGCCGCGUCUCUGGUUACUGAAAGGUGCUUUUGGUGUUGUGUGGCGGCCGUGCAGGUGUGGGGCGCAAGCACAGGUAAAUAAAAGUGUGUACAAGUGAGAGUGAUGGAGGAGGUUCUUGGGAGGACGGUGAGGGCGCGGAAAUGAAGACUCGCCACCACCAGGAGGAGGAGGAAGAGACCCACGAACCACGUGAUCCGCGGACUGAAGGGCAAGUGGUCUGCACCAACACCACCACCACCACCACCUCCACCGUCAUCAUCGCCAUCCCCGCCUACAGCGUCCACCGCCCCUGUUGCCCCGUAACUACUGUUGGUGCCAUCGGUGUGAGGCGUGCGGGCGGUCUGGCGGGCGUGGCAAGGCGUCAUGGCAUCUUUCCUGCAGUUUGCGCUAUCCCCUUUCCCGAGGCGGCGCUCAAGGAGAGGCUCCUCUGCCUCCUCCCAGGACACGGCAUCUAGCACGCCGCCCACGCCCACACCCACUCGAGUCUCGCCGCCCAAAACUCGUUCGGUGGGUAUCCAGACGCCCGUGCUGGAGCGGCGGGCGGGCCACGGACUGAGGGAUGCGCCUUCCACGCCAGGGUCACUGCGGCGCCUCAAGGGUGCAUGGGGCGCCUCCCCACUGUUGUCUCGACGUUCCUCCCGCGACACCCUGCGCGAGGACAGCCUCACUCCCACUCCCGCGUCCUCACCACCGCCACUCCCCGAGAUGCGCCUCUCCACGGCAUCCUCCAGGAGGUUAACCUCUCCUCCCGCCACCUCCUCCUGCGCCUCCCUCAGCAGCCACGAGCCGCCGCCCACUCCACCAUCCUCCUGCAACUCCUCCUUCCACUUUGAUGGCCCUUCCACCUCCACGCCCACGCCCACACGCCGCCGCCGCCCAUCUGACAGCAGCCUGGACAGUGAGGGCGCGCAUGUGGUCCAUGUGGGAGCGGCGGGGCUGGAGAUGGGAGGAAUGCACGGGCGGGGAUGGCAGCGUGAGGAGCGGGAGGUGGUGCUGAGGGGCGUGGGCGGCAGCGGGCGGCGGGCGGUGGUGCGGGAGAGUGUAAGGAUGUCCCAGUGUGUGGUGUGGGAGUGUCUGUCGCUUCCUAUCCUCGGCAGACGGAAAACACAGCGCAAAGGGGAGGAGGUCGUCGCCCCGGAGUACUUGGCUUCGAACCGGGAACAGCGGACCAGCUUUAUCUCAGAGGAGGUGCGCGGGGUCAGCACUGUGCAGCUGAUCAAGAAGGAAGGCUGCACACUCGGCAUCAUCGUGGCUGGCGGCGUCGAUAAGGGCCACCGUGCUCGCGUCGCCAACCUCAGGCCUGGCUCCCCCGCCCACCGCUCAGACGCCCUCUCCGUCGGCGACUACAUCCUGGCGGUGAACGGCGUGCGCACCCAGGCCCUCAGCCACGCCCAGGUGGUGUCCCUCCUCAAGAAUGCCGGAGAGAAGGUCGACCUGGAGGUGGAGUACGAGAUUCCAAACUCCCCGGUGCAGGGGAGUGGAUGUGUGGUGGCACGAACCGUGGGCGUCUUGUUGGAGAAGGAGGAAAACAGCUUUGGGUUUACAGUGCGAGGAGGCACUUCCCUUGACCCCUCCAAGACACGGCCACUGAUCAUCACUCAUGUCAGGCCCGGCGGGCCAGCUGACAGAGAGGGAACCAUCAAGGCUGGAGACCGUCUGGUGGCUGUGGACGGACGAGACCUCAGCCACUGUUCCCUGAAGGAUGCCCAGGAAAUGCUGCAGAGAAUAGAACGAGCAGCAACACUUACCAUUGAGUAUGAUGUGUCAGUGAUGGAGAGUGUGAGGGCCUCAGGUGGGCCGCUGUUGGUGGAAAUAGAGCGAGCUGCCGGCACAUCACUUGGCAUCAGCCUCACUAGUGCCCAUCCGGAGCCGAGUACCAUCAUCAUUGAAACCAUCCGGCCCGCCAGCAUUGCUGAAAGGUGUGGGGCGCUGGCAGUGAAUGAUGUGGUGGCAGCCAUUGAUGGCACCCGGCUGGACCAGCUGACAGUGGCAGAGGCAGCACAACUCCUCAAGACAGCACCAGGUUCCCAUGUGACCCUGGAGAUCAUCCCUGGACCUGCAGCCCAGUCCAAGAUACCCUUCUGCAGGGGAGGUGGUGUGGCCUUUCCUCACCUGUAUGGAGUGGUGGGCAGCAGCAGUGGGUAUAAUAGCAGUGGUGGGGGGGGAGGAGGGGGCUACUUAUCCCCUGGCUCAAGUUACAACACCCUCACCUCCCAGAGAACACGCUCAUCAGCUGCCCGGAGAGUCAAUAGGAGACCCAGGCCAGGUGACCGCUCUGAUACAGCAUCCCUCUCCUCUCACACCACAGGAGGAAGUGUUGGAGGUGCUGGAGUUGGUGUGUGUCAUUCUGAGUGCCUCACAGUAACUCUGGUGGUGGAGGGCCGAGGCUACGGUCUGGUGCUGCGGCCGCCUCCCCACGCCACUGACCCAGACACAGCCUUACCUUUUGUGGCAGCGAUGGAUCCUGGUGGCCCUGCUGACAAGUGCAGUGUGAUUUGUGUGGGUGACCGCAUCAUGGGGGUCAAUGGACGCAGUGUGUCAGGCCUUGGGGUGAGCGAAGUCACGCAAAUGGUGGCCAAUUCUCGGCCCACAGUCACUCUUGAUGUGGAGUUUGACGUGGCUGACUCUGUGGUGCCGUCCUCAGGAACCUUUGCUGUCAAGCUGGCCAAGCGACACAAUGGCCUGGGCAUUACCCUUACUGUAUCACGACGUGCUGGAGCUGGAGAACCGCUGCUGAUCAGUGAGGUGGUGCGAGGAUCACCUGCCCACCGGUCCGGCACCAUGCAGCCCGGUGACCGCCUCCUGGCCAUUGAUUCCACCCGCCUGGAGCAUCUCACUCUGGAGGAUGCCAAGUCCAUCCUGCACUGCUGUGAUGACAUUGUGACACUCAGAGUACAAAAGGAUGAGCUCUAUUCAGCAGAAGAGAGUGGCAGCCUGGUGAUGUACACAGUGGAGCUGGUGAGACAUGGAGGUGCUCUGGGCAUCACCAUCUCUGGCAGCGAGGAGCCCUUCGACCCCAUCUACAUUGCAGGGCUGGCUCCUGGUGGACUGGCUGAUCGCACUGGAGCCAUUCAUGUUGGAGACCGACUGCUUGCCAUCAACGGUGUGUCACUGCGAGGGAAGCCACUCAGUGAGGCCAUCCUCAUGUUGCAGAAUUCAGGAGACACUGUCACCCUUAAGAUCUCCCGCCCCAGAGACUCAGCAGGAGUCACCAGUGAUGACUUGGGCCGUAAUGACUGGCUGGGUCGCUUUGGGCCAGCCAUCCCUUCAGUGGACUCAGCAGUGGAGUCCUGGGACAGUUCAGGUCUGGACCCUGUCCCUCCUGGUUCCACGCCAGCACUGUCCAAGAGAGAUUCAGGCUCAGAUAUUGUUUUCAGAUCAGACUGCGGCAGUACUGUGCGGAGGAGAGCAGGCAAUGAAGGGAGAGAAGAGUUGGCAGGGAGUGGGGACACAGACAACAGUGAGGCCAACAAAAGAUCCAUGGAAGGAGACAUGGAUGAGGCUCGCAGGUCACCCUCUCCACCACCCUCCAUAGAUAGUGGACAGUCAGAAGACAAAACUGAUUGGGACAAGAUGAUUGCUGACCUCAAUCAGAUCAGUGAAAGUUGUGGCCUGCGAGAACUUCCUCACACCUCUCACACACACCUGUCGCAUACACGCACAGUGUCACCACAACUCCACAAAGAGGUCCAUGUGAGUGGGCUGGAGGGGCUCAGUUCCACAAAGACCAUUGGGGACACUGCCCUCUGCCCAACCCUUGCCAGUCGUCGCCGAGCAGGAGACCGCUCAGACGUGAAGGAGGAAGGCAGUUACUCUGUUAGUCAUGCCACCCUCACCUACUCCAGAACUACCUCACCCCCUCGCCAUGUGACCUUCCCUGCAGCAGAUGGUGGACAGGUCUACCAAGUGACACUCCAUAAGGACUGUAUUUAUGAAGACUUUGGCUUCAGCGUAUCAGAUGGACUGUACGAGAAAGGUGUUUAUGUCAACAGGAUAAGAAAAGCAGGUCCAGCUGAUAGGUCAGGAGUCUUGAAACCCUAUGACAGGAUUCUUCAGGUUAACGACACCCGCACACAUGACUUUGACUGCUGCCUGACAGUGCCUCUGAUGGCUGCUGCCGGGGACCGCUUGGUGCUGGUGGUGUCACGCAACCCUCAUGCUCACCCCACACUGGACUUCUCUUCAGAUGUUCUCUCCCCAACUUGGAAUAGCAUAGAAGAGAGCAAAGAGGAGGAAGAAGAAGAGGAGGAACAUGAUCUUGCUCAAGAGCAUGGCAGUCCACUAUACUCCCCACUGACUCCCUCUCUCACUCCAAUACCCACAGUCCUAAAGACACUCUGAGUUUUAAUAAUAUUAUUGUUAGGAUGCAAAGAAGUAUCACUAAGGGACUUCAUUCUUAUCUUUCCUCCUCUGUUAAAGUUAAAUCAAAACAAUUGAAAUGAAGCUUACCUUUGCA